GUGGGAAAUCAAAAACCAUAUCGAAUAAAAUAAAUACCAUAGCCUUAAAAGAAAAACGACGGAAAGACGAUCGAUUCACAAUACACUACACAAAAAGUAAAGUUUGAACAACACGAACCAAGAACGGAUAUAAAUGAUAUAAUUGUAUAGAAAUGAAUUGAAACUCCUAAAACAAAGUUGUCUUAAGCUGCUUUGACUAUUCUGUUGAUGUCUUUUUGGUAUUUUAUGCACAAAAACAUUUUGUAUAUUACACAUAUAGUUAUACAUUCUAUCGAUACUUAUUUUAAGCAUUGCACAAGUUCAUACUUUUCUCAGACUGCAUUAUGAUGACGUCUUUAUACUUUUAAAAUUCGUUUGAGGUUACUGUUUGAUAUUUAAGGUUCAGAAAACAUAGGAUUAUCUAUAACUAAGUAGUUGUAAUUCGAAUUUGGACUAGAUUUUAGUGACUCUGAUUACUAUUAGAUCGAUAAUUGUUUUACAUUUAUUGUUCUACAUUAGGAAAUGCAUAUACCAAGUCAGGAAUAUGGCAGUUGUUUUCCAUUCGUUUGAUGUGUUUGAGCUUUUGAUUUUGCCAUUUGAUAAGGGACUUUCGGUUUUGAAUUUUCCUUGGAGUUCGGUAUUUUUGUUAUUUUACUUUUUGUUCAUUAAAUUUUCAGUUUAUAAAUGUUCCAAGUUCCUUCGGAAAAAGUUCACAGUUACAAUCUAAUUCUUUUGUUUAGGCCUUUUUGUUUUGAUGCUCCCCAGUUUUUUGAUGUUUUUUUUUGUUCGGCCAUUAGUAGAAUUUACAAUUUAAUGGAGGAUAGACAGUAUCGUUAUUAAAAGACACGAAGAUGGUCAAGACCAAACAACUGACCAAAGAAAACUACCAGUAUUGCACAUCAUUUCAGCAUCGGAUAGCGGAAGUGACUUGAGGUUUUCCCCAGGAGGUUUACAGUCCAGAAAUUAUUUAGACCAGCAUUUACACAAACAUGAAAAGUUUAGUGUUUAACAGGACUCACAUUGUUUAUUAUCAUAUAACAAUCUUUUUUUUGAAUCAGACCGAACUGUACAUAAUCUCUCGUUUCAAGUUAAAUUAGAUCUAGUAAGAAUAUUUUGAAUCAAUCACUUGUCGGACAUCAUCAUCCUAAUAGUAGAACAUUAAAGCUACUGUUUGGUGUUUAUUCCGGACACAUCAAGUCAUCCAUACGGAAAUCGUUAUCAAAGUUAACGAUAUCUAUCACGAAGUAGGAACAACUGCGUGUGGACUAUAGUCUCUUAGGAUAUAUGUACAUGUACUUACCGUCUAUCAGCCAAUGCUUCUGCUGCACUAUCGUAUUUUUAUAAGUAAUGUUUAGUUUUUAAUAAUGCAAUGAUGUAAAAAUCAAGCGUCACUUAACUCAGGAUAUGUUGCUCAUAGAAACAUUUAAAGUUUAGGUGCUGGCACCAUUAUGUAAUGAUUUAGGUAGCUUCCCAAAUGUUUUUUUUAAUAUAAGUACCUACAAAGACGUAUCAUGCAUUCUGAAAUUGGUGUUUGUUUCGUUGUGACUGUUGGUCAACUUAGGAUGGUUCCCUCUGUAAACUGUUCAGUAUAUGUGCCUUCGGAAUAUACAACUAUUGUCAAACUUGUCAAAUAACGGCCGGCUACUAGUCUAUGGUCAACUUAGUGUGCUAAAUGUGGAGCAGGAUGUGCUUCCAUUUUGUGUUUUUUUGCGGGUUAGUGUUGCCCAGUUUUCAAUUUUUCUAUGAAGUGUUUUGGUUUUUAUCGGUAUUUUCGGGGUUUUUUUUCUUGCCGUUGUCUGUUUUUCUUUCACUUAUGAGUUUUGAAUGUACCCUUGGAAUCUCCCGCCUGUUUUUUUAAGAUUACAACCUGUCUCAUGGCUAGUGUUGCCGUGAAACGAUAAUGUCUUGAUUCGAAUAAAAACUUGUGUAUGUCAUAUUCAAGCUAUUAAUGUUCAUUUUUUUUGGCUUCCCAAGCGCACAAGGUGAUGGUUCUUCAAAAAACGGAAGUGUUGCGCACAAAAUGCUGUUGUACGUGUUUUAUUAUGAACUUGUAACUAACUAAGCGGAUUCACUAUUCCAAUUUUGUUUUGUUUAUGGCAGUACAUAUAGCUCAAAACGUGAUGCACCAUUUUAUAUAUUGGUCUUCCCAUACUUUUGACCCUGAGCAUAGUGUAUGGUUAAAUAAUAAACAAAUGUCUUGUGUACUGAAAUUAGCAUUAUACGUUUAGUUCAUUUAGAGUGUUGUCUGCUGUUUCCAUGUGAGAAUGUAUUUUUUAAUUUAAUUGUACUGGUCUUUGUUACUAUAUUUUCUGAUGUCUAUAUUUUUCCAAUUGUAUUCAUCUUGAUCCUGACAGUCAAUAGUUCUCCUACUUCGUUUGAAAAGAAUUUACUGAAAGGUAUCCAAAUUGAAUUAAACAUACUUAUAUAUUGUUGUAAAGCAUGGAAAUUUAAAUUAAAAAUUAUAAAACUUAAUAAAUGUCUUGUAUCCGAAGUGAUUUUCUGGAUUUACCUUCAUCAGGAAAGUCAAAAGCCAUCAAAAUGAAAGCAGGAGAUAUAUGACCAACAGGUACCUAAAGAGAAUACAAAUCAUUUGUUAUGGCAUACUGUUUUGAUAUAGACACUUUUUUUUUAGAAUGACAUUAAAGUACUGUACGGUAUUGAAAUACAAUAUCUAAAGGAAGCAAGAUCUUAAAAAGUUCUUACUUGCAAGCAAUGUUUAAUCAUCAUCACUACGAGAACUUCUUUUUGUAUUUCAUUAGAUCUACGAUGAACAAUAAAUUUUACUCAAUACUUCGAGACCAUAAAUAUGUAUAACAGUUAUGCAUGUAUCAGUUUUUGUGCUGCGACGAUUGUCUCAGUAUUUACCGGACCAGUACUUUCAAAUACAGUUGAUCUAAUGUUUAAUUCUUACAACUGUGACGAGAUUCCCAGGACGGUUUCCCUAGAUAAAACCUACACUUUAUCAUGGUUUGGUAAAACAAGCCCACAUCUGUGUACUUUUAAUUUUACUAGUGGUGGUAAUGGAGAGUCCUAUAUAAACAUGAAACUUUGUUUUGAAUCUGAGGAAUAUGAUUUACCAUCGUAUGAUGUAGAGCUUAUAGUUUCAGAAGAAUCUCAGAAAUGGGUUUAUGAUGGCUCACAGCAAAAGAUUGAAAGAAAAUGUAUAGAAAGAGCCUAUGAGUUGAUUUUUAAGAUGCAGCUAACAAGAUAUUAUAAAGAGUCGUCUUGGAAACUUAAACUGAAAAUAACAAGUGAGAACCUUCCAAAUGCAGACGCCGGUUGGAAUGUUUUGGAUUAUAUUAGGAACACAGCCUUAGAAAUUUUACCCUUUCUGAUUGCUGCUGUUGUAUUAUUCUGUUGCUUUAGAAAUGAAAAGCUGAGAAACAGAUUUUGUACUCCUAUAAGAAAAUUUCUGAAAAUUGGCAAUUCCAGCUCGAGUCAACAAUCUACAGAUACUUUAACCGAAGGGUCAAGAAGAUUAUCCAUCACUGAAAAUCGUCUUAACUACGAAUCAACGGAUAUAACACAUAUGCAAGACAACGAUUCAACAUCGUCGUCAGAAUUCUCAUUGACGUUUCCAUCUGAACAAGUAGAGUUUGCCCAUGGACAGUGUGUUCCUUCUGCGCCAUACGAAUUACUACCACCCGGGCCGCCUUCAAAUGGACCGCAAGCACCGCCUCCAAGCUACGAUGAUGUGGUUGGAAAAUCGCAAAUGAAAUCGGGACUCGGAUAAUAAUAAAAUUUUUCCUUUAAUCUUGAAAAAUCUAAAUACUUCAUAUAUUUUAUAUAUGUCUUGUGCAAUAUGCUUUAGGGAUGUACUUGAAACAACUAUAGACAUGGGUUGAUAAGGUCAUUUCCGUUACCAAAGAAAGAAAACAUACACUUUUACAUUAUCAUUGUUUUAUAGUUCUGAUCUUCCCUUUUUCCAUAGAAACAUCUUAUUGUAUUUUUUUCAGGUUAUUCCAUUUAAGUUAUAUUCCUAUUCUAAAGAAAGAAGUCUUAAUG
Messenger RNA from Mytilus californianus (California mussel), 3984 nucleotides. RefSeq lists its product as uncharacterized. The transcript has 6 exons. The record is from RefSeq and is a predicted model, not a curated record. Lineage: Eukaryota; Metazoa; Mollusca; Bivalvia; Mytilida; Mytilidae. Bases 2786 to 3712 code for a protein of 308 amino acids.